This is a messenger RNA of Paecilomyces variotii, 731 nucleotides long. RefSeq lists its product as hypothetical. Gene Ontology annotation, biological process: transmembrane transport. The transcript has a single exon. The coding region runs from base 157 to 504 and encodes 115 amino acids. Gene Ontology annotation, cellular component: membrane. Lineage: Eukaryota; Fungi; Ascomycota; Eurotiomycetes; Eurotiales; Thermoascaceae. The record is from RefSeq and is a predicted model, not a curated record. Gene Ontology annotation, molecular function: transmembrane transporter activity.
AACUCGUCUUGGGAGUGCUGAGCGCCAAUAUAUAUAUAACUGUUUUGGUAUAUCCUCUUUUCCGUUCGCCACCAUGGUUUCUGGAACUCCCUUCGUCAGUCAGUUCCAAAUGAGCCUUCGACCUCCGCUCAUAUACGCAAGGGUGAGACUAUUUGCAUGCCCCUUGUGCAGUAUGGUCUUUCUGCUGCGGUGGGGAAGGCUGGUGCGGCUAUUGGUACGGAGGCGUUCACGCCGAUUCAGGAUAAUCUGGGAAAGAAAUGGACGUUUAUCAUCGCUGCGAUUUGUGGGGUGGUGGGAGUGCUGGUGACGUGGUUCUUCGUGCCGGAUAUCUCGGGUGAGGAUCUCAAGUAUCGCGAUGAGCAGUUCAGAGCGUAUUUGGUCGCGCAUGGUUGGGAUGGGGAGAUGGGUGAGGAUGAUUUGAAGGCGAUUGCAGAUCAGGGGAUUCCUCCAGCUGUGACGGAGGGGGGUGGGAGGAUUCCUGCCAAUGCCAACGAGAAGGCAUGAUGAUAUGAUUUGAUAAUGAUACGUUUAGUUCGAUUGUGGAUAGAGAUUUGUUAUGAAUCCUUUCCCUGAAGUGCAAGACCGUUUGAAUCACUUACGAAGACGUGAUGGUCUGAGCUACGGGGUAAGGGUUGGGCGAUAUCCGUGGUGACCAUAGGCGAGGAUACUCUCCCUGUACGUACGCCCCACCACUCGAGGCUCAUAUGUUACUCCAAGACUUUGAAAGAAGA